GCGGCCAAGAGGCUCCGACAACGGCAAGGGGGGCCAGGGGGGCAGGACCAAGGUGCCCAGGGUCCGGCAAGGCGCGCCCGCCAAGGGUACCGACAACAAGCGCCUCGGCAGCGAAGAGAUGGACGCGCUGGAGGCCAUGGAACCCGCAGAGAUUGGCAGAUUGUUCCCAGUGCUGAUGAAGUUGGUCCUGAACCUGGCGCUCCGGACGCGGCAGGUGGAGGCAAUCACUAUUAUCACCCUGCUGGCCCCGAUCGGGUUGAAGCCUGUGACCAUGGCGCGGCAGCGUGUUCGAGGUUGGCUGGAGCGUGUCCAACAGGCGAGGGCCGAGAACAAGAGCGAGGGCGAUCUCGCUCAGUUCGGCACGAUAUCGCGCGCGAACCUGCAGGAGCUCAAGGGCCACAUGGACCAGAUGAGCAUAGACGCAGCCGGAAAAACCUUCGCCCUGGUCAAGGUGUCCAACGCGCACAAGGAAACGGAUGCCAAAAUUCAGAUGUGCGUGAGCAAGGAAACCCAUAUCAUCAGCAGCUGCUUGGAGCAGCUCGGCGCCCAGCGGAAGGAUGGA
Messenger RNA from Prorocentrum cordatum, 562 nucleotides. NCBI's taxonomy places the organism in Eukaryota, Dinophyceae, Prorocentrales, Prorocentraceae. The record is from the annotation of a GenBank genome assembly.